AUGGCCAACUCUGCUACCAACGAAGAAAAUCUACGCAUAGUCUCUUUCCACAUUGACGGUAAAAAUGCGGUUUCUCUUGAUGAAGAUCUUAAAAAAAUGAACAGUAGUGAGAGAUCUUCCGUGUUAGCUGCCAAUCAAUAUGGAGAUUUGGGGAAUCCUCCGUUGGUAUAUGCUGUUGAGAGAGGGAGUCUUGACAUUGUUAAUGUGCUUCUGAAGUACAAAGCGGAUAUUGAAGUUGGAGGAAAAUGCCAGAGGCUCACGAGAGACUUGUCCAGUAUCUACGACAAUAGCAUUUAUCUUGAUGGUUCUAACUGGUUUACCUACACAUGUUGCACUCCAUCGUUUUUAGCGGCUGCAUACGGUCACCUUGAUAUUUUGAGGUACUUGGUCGAAAAUGGAGCUGAUAUUAAUGCAUGCUCAGAUGAUCACUGCACCCCUCUUAUGAUAGCGAUUAAAAUGGGGCACCUUAAUGUAGCAACCUAUCUCGUUGAACGUGGAGCUAAGGUGGAUAUUAAAGAUGACCGUGGUUGUACAGCUCUUCACCAUGCCAUGUAUUACCAUCAUCAUGACCGACUUGAAGUUUGUAGUUGCUUGAUUGAACGUGGAGCUGAUGUAAAUGGUUGUUACAAUAAAAAGAGCCCCCAAAACGGCCGUACCCCUCUGAUGAUAGCAAGUAGAUAUGGUCAAUUGGACGCAAUGACCUUUCUCAUUAAACAUGGAGCUAAUGUGAAUCUUCAAGACAAAGAAGGUGAAACAGCUCUUCACUAUGCCGUAGAUGGCUCUGAUGUUUCGUGUGAGGUUUUGAGUUGUUUGAUUGAAAAUGGGGCCAAUUUUGAUGCUUUUUCUAAUCGUGGCUGUACUCCUCUGAUGAAGGCAAUUCAUAAUCAACUCAUACAUGUAGUUACUUAUCUCAUUGAGCAUGGAGCUAGCAUUGAUCUCCAAGACAAAAAUGGUAAUACAGCUCUUCACCAUGCUGUCAGUGUUACGAAUUUUUGUGAUAUAAUUGACCAUCUUGUGACCGGCGAAGCAUCUCACAUUUGUAACAACCAGGGAUUGACACCUCUUCUUCUAGUCAGCGACAGAGGAAAUGUCUCAGUAGUGGAGUAUUUAAUCAAAAGACCAGAGAUAACAAAAGAACAAAGAAUCAAUGCCCUAGAGCUUCUAGGUUCCUCUUUGGUUAUUCUGCAUGCUGCAGGUUUUGAAAGAAGCUAUGAGAAAGGAUUGAAGUAUAUCAAGCGUGGCAUGGAAGAAAGGUUUUCUAAUCUCUCCGAACCUAUGUUAAAACAAUCAACAGAACAGGCUGUCAAAGCUUAUCAGAACAGAAAAGAGUGUCAAAGUCUUGAGGAACUUGCUCAGAUAGAAGGAGAUUUGGAUACUAUGGUCAUAGAAAGUAUUGUUAUAAGAGAAAGAAUUAUUGGAAAUGAAAGUGAGUCAUUACGCUUUGUUACUGCCGCUGCUGGAUGUUAUUUCCAUGCGAACAGAAAUUUCUCGACAUGCCUAGCAUUGUACAGACAUGCUGUGAAAAUAGCACAGAGCUCCAAGCAAUCUGCUGAUUUUCAGUUAGACAACAUGAGUAGACUAUUACAUGAAGAGUUUAAGAGAAGUGGUCUACCAAAAGUAAAGAAUCAUCUCAUUGAAUUGUUUGAGUUAAUACUUCUUGACUAUGAAACACAGCGUAAUGUGAAGAAGCCAAAUUCACUGUCAAGACUUUUUGAUAUAUCAGUGAAAGUGGUAUUGUUUAUUUCCAAAGUUGAAUUUCAUGGGGAGAGCAAGAGGUCUAAUCUGUCAACACUGCUAAAACAACUGUUUAGGAAAGAUCCUCAAGAUAGAUCGGGAAACACGCUCUUACAUAAGGUCAUUGAAUGCCACAUGGAUAACGAAGAAUAUUCCUGUUUGGAUGCAGUGAAACUUCUUCUGAGUGCAGGCUUCAAUGUAAAUGCCAAGAACAAAAAAGGAAACACUCCCCUUCACAUAGCUGCCAAUUUUAAACCCAGAGGUGGUAAAAUUUGUUUUGUGGCUGAAAUCCUGCAAGUUUUAAUUGAUGGAGGUGCUCAUCAUGAUUUUGUCAACAAU
Molecule: messenger RNA, 2073 nt
Organism: Porites lobata
Lineage: Eukaryota; Metazoa; Cnidaria; Anthozoa; Scleractinia; Poritidae
Source: the annotation of a GenBank genome assembly